AUGGAUCUUACACCGACGUAUUCUCCUACGAUUCGUCCGAUGAGAAUUCAACAACAACAAACUGUUCCUCCUUUUAUGUCGGUCAAUGACCUGACAUCUCCAUCGCCACUAUCGUCACCUGCCAUUCUGACACCGACCAAUCCUCCACUGCCACCCGUUUUUUUCCUAACUCCAAAUCUCAAUGCCACUGCCAUUCCAACCAACCAAGUUCCACCUCCUCCCAUUGUUCAUCAUCAACAUAAUCACCCACAACUUUUAAUUCAUCAACAUAAUCAUCCCCCUCCACCUCCAAUUAAUCAAAUCAUAGAUUUAAAUAAUAACAAUCAAAAUAAUAAUAUUAAUAAUAUUAAUAAUAUUAAUAAUAAUAAUAAUAACAAUAAUAAUAAUAACAAUAAUAAUAUAACUUCUCUUCCUUUAUUAAAUGUACAGGCAAAUAACAAUAAUAAUAAUAAUAAUAAUGAAUUUCUAAAUACUAAUAAUAUUAAUAAUAAUAACAAUAAUAAUCUUCUUUCUGUAAAUAACAAUACCAAUAAUAAUAAUCCCAAUAACAAUAAUAAUAAUAAUAAUAAUGUAUAUAUUCACUCUAAUACUUCACCUUCACAAACUCCAUUUACGUUUAGCGUACCUUCAACUCCAUUAGUUUUAUCGACUAAUCCAAAUCAAAUGACAACAUUACCAAAUAAUAAUAAUAAUAUCAAUAAUAACAAUAAUGCAACAUUAUUUUUAGGGAGUAAUACUCCAACAUCUGCAUCAACAACUACCACUACAACACCCAAUACAGCAGCGUCACCACCACAAAAUACACAAUCUCCAACCUCGAUCAAUGUCCUAAGAAGACUGGCAGUAUCCAACAGUGCACAAAAAGCAAUUACACUUGAAGAUGAACAAGUAGUACCAAGGGAUUCAAAUUCUCCACUCAUUUCAUCAACCAAAAAAAGAAUUAAAUUAGAAACUAAUUAA
This is a messenger RNA of Cavenderia fasciculata, 960 nucleotides long. RefSeq lists its product as uncharacterized. NCBI's taxonomy places the organism in Eukaryota, Evosea, Eumycetozoa, Acytosteliales, Cavenderiaceae. The transcript has a single exon. The record is from RefSeq and is a predicted model, not a curated record. Bases 1 to 960 code for a protein of 319 amino acids.